AUGCGCAUCGAAAUCCUUGCCCUCCUCGUCUGGAGCUUGACAUCCAACAGCAUGGCCUCACACAAUGAACACGAACGCCAAAACCGGACCUUGACCCAACUGGAACAAAAUCGCCUAGCAGUCGAACAAAUGCCUCCAGCCUGCAGCCUCCCCGCCUGUCUAGGCCUCAGCGGCACAAUCACCUGUAUAGUCUCAGCCGCCACCAGCGGAGAUGCAGCGGCAUUGCAAAGAUGUCUCUCUGGUGGCUUAACCGAGAUAUGCUCUUGUGCGGCCUGCAUCCCAUCUGUUAUCAAUUUCCUGACUUCUCUGGGUAUCUGCGUGGCAUCUGCAUCGCCUGAGAAUUCGACUUCCUUUGUUGAUACAUGCUACUACUCCGAAUCAUUUUAUUUCUACAACUAUAACGGUGACUCCGAAGACUUCGCAUCCUGA
Molecule: messenger RNA, 429 nt
Organism: Penicillium cinerascens
Lineage: Eukaryota; Fungi; Ascomycota; Eurotiomycetes; Eurotiales; Aspergillaceae
Exons: 4
Coding region: 1-429 (142 amino acids)
Source: RefSeq, a predicted model, not a curated record